Messenger RNA from Hyposmocoma kahamanoa, 1107 nucleotides. Its product is annotated as GPN-loop GTPase 1. The transcript has 7 exons. Gene Ontology annotation, molecular function: GTPase activity. NCBI's taxonomy places the organism in Eukaryota, Metazoa, Arthropoda, Insecta, Lepidoptera, Cosmopterigidae. The coding region runs from base 12 to 1055 and encodes 347 amino acids. The record is from RefSeq and is a predicted model, not a curated record.
UUUAUUCAGGCAUGGCAGGCGCUGGAAAGACAUCGUUCACGAGACGACUAGCUAGUAAAGUCGUAGAAGGUUCCAGGCCAUACCUUAUAAACUUAGAUCCCGCGUGCCGGGAAGUUCCUUAUCUGGCUAAUAUUGAUAUACGAGACACAGUGGAUUACAAAGAAGUGAUGAAGCAAUAUGGCCUAGGUCCUAAUGGAGGAAUAGUUACAGCUCUAAACCUGUUCAGUACAAAGUUUGGACAGGUUGUGGACCUUAUUGAGAAGGCUGGCAAGAAGCAUAAGUACUGCGUUAUUGAUACUCCAGGCCAAAUUGAAGUAUUCACCUGGUCAGCAUCAGGCACCAUAGUAACAGAGACAUUAGCAUCGUCGAGACCUACCAUAGUAGUCUAUGUAAUGGACACGGUGCGCAGUGUUUCCCCUGUUACAUUUAUGUCCAACAUGCUUUACGCAUGCUCGAUAUUGUACAAGACGAAACUGCCUUUUAUUGUUGUUAUGAAUAAGAUAGACGUAGUCGAUAAUUCCUACGCGGUAGACUGGAUGCGCGAUUUUGAGUCGUUCCAAGACGCGUUGGACGCUGACGGCGACGGUGAAGGCGGUGUCAGUUACGUCGGCAACUUGACUCGAUCCAUGGCGCUAGCAUUGGACACGUUUUAUAAGGACUUGAAAUGUUGUGGAGUCAGCGCUCAUACUGGAGACGGUAUAGAUGAGUUCUUUCGAUUGGUGGAUGAAGCAGCAGACGAAUAUGAAAGAGAAUACAGAGCAGAUUGGCUAAAAAUGCGCGCAGAAAAACUGGAAGAACAAAAAAGGCAAGAAGAAGAACUAAGAAAUUCCAGCACAAAUGACACAGUGUUAGACAAAAAAAAGCUUAUAGACGAAGUGAUGGGUGGGAGAGAGAUAAGCGAUAUGUAUUUGAAACAUCCCGGGAAUGAGAGCUCCAGUGAUGACGAGGGCACCGAACAGGAACCGGAAGUCGAUGACAAACCAGAAGACGUCGCUAUGUUUCAAGAGUUUAUAAGAAAACAUGUAAAACCAAACGACACAGGAAAUAACACUUAAAUUUAUUGAAAAUAAACAACAGAUAUACAAUUGCAAACAAUAACUUUUGAAA